This is a messenger RNA of Durusdinium trenchii, 1980 nucleotides long. NCBI's taxonomy places the organism in Eukaryota, Dinophyceae, Suessiales, Symbiodiniaceae. The record is from the annotation of a GenBank genome assembly.
AUGCAGGAGGAAUCCGGGCGCUUGCGCCGGGAAAACAAGCGCUUGGAACGAAGCUAUCAUCAAGCUGGUUUGGAGGAGCGGCGCGUCGCAGAUCUCGCUCGUUCUCAGCCAGGCACCUCCGAGCAGAAGCUCGCGUCGCUCAAGGCGGCAUGUGAGAGGCUGGAGCUGGAGAAUGAACGUUUGAAGCAGGAUUUGGAAGCAGGACAAGCAGAUCUCAGCAGUGUGCGAGAUGCAUUGGACUUAGACCCUUCGGUGUCUCCCCGGCCCAUGACAGCAGAUGCGACUGAGCCGCCCAGGCGGAAGCAUGGUGAAAUCAGGCUCCCGAUGAACGCCAUCAAGACGCGGGCACGUCCCCCGCCGGAAGCCUCGCGCAAGCGGAAGAUGGAAAUGGAUCAAGGCUUCGUUGAGGCGGACUUCAGGGAAGGCGAGCACCCAUUGGGUUUGGUCGUCGAUUGGUCCAUGGCAUUGCCCGUGCUUUCUGGGGUGCUACCAGGUACUCAUGGUGCCGUCUUUGAGGAUCUCAGACCUGGGCUUGUGCUACUGGCCAUCAACGAGGUUCCUUUGGUUUUAGGUACCAGCCGGAGCGAGGUGGAGAGCGUCUUGGCGGUGAGGCCCUUGUCAUUGCUCUUCGAGGCUCCGACGAAGGAACUGUUCGAAGUGAGAGUUCCUAUAGCAUGGCAGAGAAGCAGACGCGCAGCCUUUUACGAUAUUCCACAAGGAGAGACAGGAACUGUGGACCAUCUCUCGCCCACGGCCAAGCAGGAAAAGAAAGGGACGCCGCUGCCCAGCUGGGCCAAGAGCGAUUUGGCACACUCGGGUGAGAAGUCUAUGACGAGCACAUCCAUGACUUCAGUCUCCUUUCCGCGCAUGGAUUUCUUCGAGGAGCAUCCCGAGCGCUCUCCGUUGUCCCGUUUUGGCGAUUUGAACAUCAUGAAUGCCAAUCCCUUUUCAGGUGAAGCGAGGUAUCGAAUGGCUCGGACCUUACCCAGCUGGGCACAGGCGGGUUCAAUGUCCCAGUCUCGCGGUCAGAUGCCAGCGACCUCCAGCUCGGGCUUUUCUGCAGAAUCCAAAAGCAAGAAGGACACACGAGAAGGUCCUUCGUGGGGCUUUUGGCUCAAGUCAGGGUCGACGCUGCGCGAGACGAGCCGCUCCAGUCGGUCUUUGCGCUCCAAGUCUAGCCGAGGAUUUGCUGCUUUAGCUGGCGCGCCAGAUCUGUUUUACAAGCAGCUCUUGGACGUGGAACACCCUGCGUAUGGUGCUGGCAGACCAUCUGCCUGGCCACUUGGGCAUGAGAUGGAGUACGAAUGCCGCCUGGGAGACAUGAUCCUUUGUAGCAAGGUCCGCGAGGCCUACGAGGUGGGUUUUCGGGGCCAGAAGCGUGACAAGCCGACGGUCAUGGAGCAACUGCUGGGAGGAACAGGGGAUGCCUUGCGUGUGCGAACGAUUGCCAAAGUCGAGCAGGUGAGUUGCGACAACUGCGGAGUGCAUUUGGCGGAUGCUGAUAAGCCAGGAGGUCGCUUCUUCUACUACUGCAGGCAGUGCAAGAGAAGUGGCCGAAGGUUUGAGCUUUGCGUGGCCUGCCACGUCUUGGAGAUCCUGCAAGGAGAAGGAAAAUAUAGCGGCAAUGGCUUCCAUCCUCACUACCUGAAAUGUCAGCACCGCUCGUUGAUCCGACGUCAAAGCCUUGAGAAUGCAUACCCCAGCUCCCCUCAUCUUCACCGAGUCCUUUGUGAUUUGUGUGGCUCCGUCGUCGUCGGACGAGGCGCUUCAGACAAGAGCAGCAAGAAAGAAGGACCUGAAAAGAAAGGCCAGGAGCUGAAGGGAAAUCCGCACAAGAAGACCUACAUCGUCUCGAACGAGUUCUACGCAUGUCCAACGUGUCCAGAGCAGACGGGGCUACGUUUCGAGCUGUGCGUGCCCUGCCAGAAGCAAAUCUCGGAGAGCGGCCAUGGAGUCCAGAAGCUGGAAUCCACUCUCUGA